Messenger RNA from Otolemur garnettii (small-eared galago), 3500 nucleotides. It is a transcript of the gene EOGT, whose product is annotated as EGF domain specific O-linked N-acetylglucosamine transferase. The transcript has 17 exons. The coding region runs from base 303 to 1874 and encodes 523 amino acids. Gene Ontology annotation, molecular function: protein N-acetylglucosaminyltransferase activity. Gene Ontology annotation, cellular component: endoplasmic reticulum lumen. Lineage: Eukaryota; Metazoa; Chordata; Mammalia; Primates; Galagidae. The record is from RefSeq and is a predicted model, not a curated record.
UUUUAGGCCUGUGGAAAUCUAUUCAAGGGUACAAGAGUGGAGUGAGCCCAGCUGCUUUGUGCUGAAGGAACAAGUAGCAAGCAUCAUUGGAAAGCCUUCCUUGAGCUGGAGAAAGGCAUCCACCCAACCUUGCGGGCCUUGCAGGGGAUCGACACUUGGAAGGCUCCUGCCUGGCUCCAGGGUUGUGCUUUCACGCCCGAGCAGCCGCCCUCAUCCACCUUAUGCAAGUGGGUUUUAAGAGACCUGAAAAAUCACAGAAGCUUCUGGGUGGCUCUGCGGAUUAAAGAGGUUUGGAGGUUGCUAUGUUAAUGCUGCUUGUCUUUGGAGUAUUGCUUCAUAAAGUCCCACUCAGUGGCCAAGAUCAGACUCCUCCUGAGACUGGAGAACCUCUGUAUAACUAUGCCAGCAUCCACUUGCCAGAGGAGCAUAUUCCCUUCUUUUUGUACAACAAUAGGUAUAUUGCCACCAUCUGUAAGAAAGACUCACAGUGUCCGUAUAAGAAACACUCAGAAAAUCUAAAGUAUUGCUGGGGUUAUGAAAAAUCCUGCAAACCAGAGUUCAGAUUUGGUUACCCUAUUUGCAACUAUGUUGACAUGGGAUGGACAGACACUCUUGAGUCAGCUGAGGACAUAUUCUGGAGACAAGCUGACUUCGGAUACGCCAGAGAGCGGCUGGAGGAGAUGCACGUGCUGUGUCAGCCCAAAGAAACGAGUGACUCAAGCCUGGUGUGUUCCCGUUAUCUCCAAUAUUGCCGAGCAACCAAUCUCUACCUGGAUUUAAGAAACAUCAAGAGAAAUCAUGACAGGUUUAAGGAAGACUUUUUCCAGAGUGGUGAAAUUGGAGGGCACUGUAGACUUGACAUUCAUACGUUGAUAUCUGAAGGUCAACGCAAAAGCCCUCUGCAGUCAUGGUUUGCUGAGCUACAAAGCUAUACUCAGCUCAACUUCAGACCUAUAGAAGAUGGUAAAUGUGACAUUGUUAUUGAAAAACCGACAUAUUUCAUGAAAUUAGAUGCAGGUGUUAACAUGUAUCACCACUUCUGCGAUUUCAUCAAUCUUUAUAUCACGCAGCACCUGAACAACUCAUUCAGCACAGAGGUGCACAUUGUGAUGUGGGACACCAGUUCUUAUGGAUAUGGUGACCUGUUCUCUGACACCUGGAAAGCAUUUACUGAUUAUGAUGUUAUACAUUUGAAAACGUACGAUUCCAAAAGGGUAUGUUUCAGAGAAGCUAUUUUUUCAUUGCUCCCCCGCAUGAGGUACGGGCUCUUCUAUAACACUCCGCUGAUAUCUGGCUGUCAGAAGACUGGAUUAUUCAGGGCAUUUUCCCAGCAUGUACUGCACAGACUGAACAUCACACAGGAGGGACCCAAGGAUGGAAAAAUUCGAGUCACCAUUCUUGCACGGAGCACAGAAUACCGGAAAAUCCUAAACCAAAAUGAGCUUGUAAAUGCACUGAAAACAGUAUCUAUGUUUGAAGUCCGGAUUGUUGAUUACAAGUAUAAAGAACUUGGCUUUUUAGAUCAACUGAGGAUCACACACAACACAGACAUAUUUAUUGGAAUGCAUGGAGCUGGUCUUACCCACUUACUUUUCCUUCCAGACUGGGCUGCUGUAUUUGAACUGUACAACUGUGAAGAUGAACGCUGUUACCUGGACUUGGCCAGGCUGCGAGGCAUCCACUACACCACUUGGCGAAGGAAGAACAAAGUCUUCCCUCAGGAUAAGGGUCACCAUCCAACUCUGGGGGAGCACCCGAAGUUUACCAACUACUCUUUCGAUGUAGAGGAAUUUAUGUACCUUGUCCUUCAGGCUGCAGACCACGUAUUGCAGCACCCAAAGUGGCCAUUAAAAAAGGAACAUGAUGAGCUGUAAAUGUGUUGAGUCUGUUCGCAAAAAGAGUGUUUAAACAUGAUUAAAAUCAGUAAAACAACCCGUUAUUUCCUAGCCCCAAAUGACCUUUUCUAUGCCAAAACAUACCUUCAAUAUACUGUUCUUGUUUUAUAGUGUUUAAAUAUUUUAUGUGAUUUUUGCAUUAUUGCUAUUGACAAAUAGCAAUAAGAAGUUUGCACUGAAAGCUUUACUUUUUAUAGUUCAAAAAUUUGGCAUAGGCUCACUGGUGUAAGUAAGUUUUCUUUUUAGACCUGCCGAAGUUUUCAACUUUCUCAACUUUCAAAUGUAUAGAUGUUUCUGCAGCAUAUUAUGUGAUCGUAAUUCCAGAAUAUUCCAACUUGUUUAUGAUAUACUUGGGUAAACUUACAACUGUUUUUUAUUUGCCGUAUGUGUUAUAACACUUCUUAACAGUAGGAAAGGAAAACGCGCACGACAUACGUACGGUUGUGAUGCUCAGGACCACGCACAGGACCGUGUUAUGUCAGAGUUUAGGCAGUUCCAGGUUAUAUGCUUCGAGGACUGGAAGAACUCAUUCUACUGUAUUCAUUUAUAUUCAUAUAUUUCAUAUUCAAAUCAUGUUUUCCCAAAAUGUAACAACUACAUAUGAUAAAAGCAGAUCGGAACAUGCUGUAGAACUGCUUUGCAUAUUCCAGCUGGUCCCCUGAUCUCCCCCUCGUCAUGGAGCACGUGUUGAAUUUCUGUAUGAAACAGUGGUUUCCACCAUGUGACUGCAUUUACCUAUGUGUGUGCCUCUACCUCUUUCAGCAUUAAAGUAUUCUAGUUUUUGAUUUCACAGUCUUCAAAUUAGCCUCAUGAAGAGAAUUUUUCCCCCUAAAACAGUAAGAUAAAAAAAUUCUAAAAAGACAUGAAUUAUUCAACCAAAAAUUUAAAAAGCUGUAUAUGAAAACACCAUUGAUUAAAAACAGUAUCUGGCAUAUAGUCCCGCUCUUUGAACGGGAUCCUUUCCUUCCUGUUCACCAACUUUCAAUUUAAGCAGUCAGAAACCCAGGAUUUGUUUCACUGCAGAAUGUGAGGUUUACAUUUUAUUAACACUUGACUAGUCUAAUUUAGAGACUAGUUCUAUUUUUUUUUUAAAGGAAGAAGGUUAUCAAAUUACAGCAGAACUAAAGAAUUUUUUGUUUCUUUUCUUGACAUGUUUAAUGUUUUUAAAAAUGGAGACGUGACCAGCAAAACAACAUGUUUACAUCUGGACUCUUACAGGGAAAGUUUUUUGACCUCUGCUUUAAAGGAUUAUGAACAGUAUGCUAGAAUUUAGGAAUAUUUAUUAAAAUAGCUAUAAAGCAAAAAGUGAAUCACUGUGGCAAUAGCUUUGAUUUGGCUCUUAAAAUUAUAUAAAAAGAUUUACAACAUACUUUGAAUUUUUAAAUGACAGGUAUUGUUACUAUUCUUUGCGCAAAAUGCUAAGUAAACACUGGGAAAAUAUUUUGCAUGAAAGGAAUUAUAAAGGCUGUGUUGCACUUUGAGUCAGCAAAAUAUAAACAUCUGAAAAAAAUUGUCUGCAAAAAAGUUUCAACAUGUAUCUUCUUACCUCAUUUUAAGGAGUAUGUGGAAAUGUGAUUGUGUAGAUUAGGGAGGCUUUCAGAAAUU